AAACAGUCUGGGGAAACCUUGCCCACCAAUCAAUCCUCAUCCAGUUCUAAACUUUCUCAUCAUGGACAUUGUUUUUCUCCUCCUGCUUGCUGGGGUAUGCUUUGCAAGAGAAUUGCCUGAUGGCUCAUCAUUGAUUGAGUUUCGAGAAGAAAAUACCAACUUCUUACCUUCACUCCAUUCAAUCGACAUACCAUCAGCUGUGAUCCAACGUGGCUCAGAUGGCUCAUCAUCAUGUCAUGUAUCAGCUGGCAAUGCGGAUCUACAAGGAGAAAACUCCUCGCUAAAGGAGAUUGUGAUUCAGGAUGGCGCAGGGGGAAGAAGCCCGGGCAAAGAAGUUCCAACAGAGAUCAGUAACUCGGAAGACUCACCGCAUUAUCUCAAAUUCGAUGGAGGGCAAGUUGCCUCCCAUGAUCUCAAAUUAUCGGGAAACGCACGCGAAGCAGAAAUGUGUUCAAUUUGCCUCAACUCUAUACCCUCAACACAGGAUCCCGUUUUCUACUUUGGGCAAGAAUGCAGACACAACUUUUGCAACGAGUGCAUUGAUAAUUGGUUGAACCAACAACGAAAACAGGCCACCUGCCCAGUGUGUAGAUGUCCGGUUGAAUGGACUAAAGAGCUGGCAGCAAAAUUGCCAGCGGAAGAAUUACAAUUUGAUCAACCUUGUCGCAGUAUGAUGCAAAUUAUCAGGUCUCUGUCAAGAGAGCAAGUGGCGAUUCUAACUGCUCUUGUUCUGUUCUUUGGUAUCUUGAUAACGAUAGGCCAAAUUGUACCAAACAUGUGGUGAAAUAGAGAGGCACUUACAUAGAUUUAUCAUUCCUUGCAACCUAUCAUUUUUUACAAAACCUAGAUUUGUAGUAUUUGAGAGGGCUCAAAAACUGAUCACCAAGAAUUUGGUGACGACAUCCCGGCAAAAGCCCGAUGCUGAGCGGCUCAACUACAUGAUACAUCCUGGUAGUGGGGCUAAAUUUUGGUCCGGAGCCGGUCUCGAGAUGAGCGCUCCUUAUUCCAAUUGAAACUUUCAUAUUUUGUCGUCUGCACAGGC
Puccinia graminis f. sp. tritici CRL 75-36-700-3 is the source of this 1042-nucleotide messenger RNA. RefSeq lists its product as uncharacterized. The transcript is spliced from 3 exons. Gene Ontology annotation, biological process: protein ubiquitination. NCBI's taxonomy places the organism in Eukaryota, Fungi, Basidiomycota, Pucciniomycetes, Pucciniales, Pucciniaceae. The record is from RefSeq and is a predicted model, not a curated record. Bases 62 to 784 code for a protein of 240 amino acids. Gene Ontology annotation, molecular function: ubiquitin protein ligase activity.